UACAGACUACAGUACUGUAUAGUACUGUAUUAACCUCCCAGCCUUCCCAAGCUUACCUGUCUUGUACAAUACAACAUAAUUCCUGCUUUCAGCUUAGCUACAGUGGAUAAACGUCAAAUUGUGGAGUACUUGUAGUCCGAUUGAGCUUACCCUACCUAGCAAGGCAUUUGAGGUCAAAACCACAACUACAACUAUGCCCUCACUCACCCUGACAGGCAAACAAUACUCCCUGCACAAGCUAGUCGCUAUGUCUACCCUCAUGUCUCCCACACAUACCGCCCAUUUCCGAUCGCUGAUUCAGGCUGGAGGAGGAGAAACCAGUUCCGAAGUUGCCUCUCAUCAUCUGUAUCUCUCACACAAUGUUCAAGAGUAUCUUUUGCGUGUUUACGACAGCUUACGUCAGGAGGAACCCACCCUCUCGAGAGCCAGGCUCGAGUCAUGGCUGGCUACAGUGCAGGGGCAGUCUACUGUGAAUCUGGAUGCAGCGGAAUACAAGUUCGAGCAGUUUCUCGAGGCGGUGUAUUAUAAUCGCGGGUUUGAAGCUAUUAGGGAAGUUAAGCCAGAGGAGAAAGACAUGACCAAGCCUCUUAGCAACUACUAUGUCAGCAGUAGCCACAACACGUAUCUGUCAGGUAACCAGCUCAUGUCCAAAAGUACAACGGAUGCCUACAAGAAUGUACUUCUGCGCGGAUGCCGAUGUAUUGAGAUAGACGUGCACAAUGGAGAAGCACCGGAUAACAAAUCGAGCGAGAACCUCUCCCGAACAUCCUCCCAGAAACCCCAAUCUCCGAAGAAAGAUCACAAGCGACAUAAUUCAGGAAGCAUAUUAUCUAGUCGAGCAGCAGCUGCGUUUGAGAAGGCAGACGAGAAGUUCGAAGCAGCUAAAAAGAAGUUAGCUGAGAAGAUAGGCCGUGGUUCGCCAAGUAGUAAGGAUGAGCGUGGGAGGAAUAUCACAUCAAGCUCUUUAGAAGUAGGGAGCUCAAUUCCUAGGGCGAGUUCAGUGCGGUCUACAAUAAGUGGCGAGCCGUUGGUCUUACAUGGAUGGACCCUCACUGCACCAAUUGGAUUCAGAGCUGUUUGCAAAUCGAUUAGGGAAUCCGCUUUCCUGACAAGCAAGCUUCCACUUAUUGUGAGCUUAGAAGUCCAUGCGGAUCUGGAUCAACAGGAAGUCAUGGUGGAUAUCAUGAAGGAGGAGUGGGAAGGACUUCUUGUCGACACGGCACAUCCUGAAUGCGAUCCUGAAGAGCGACUCCCGCGGCUGGAAGAACUCACUGAGAAGAUCCUGAUCAAGGUUAAAAAAGCUGUAGCAGAUAGACAAGAUCUAUCUCCUACACCUACCACCUUAGCUCCAACACCAUCAAAAACAGAUUCAGACUCGAUAUCAGGAUCUGAGGAUGAGAGAGCAGUAGGAAAGAAAAAGGUCAAGAUCUGUGAGAAUCUCAGCAAUCUAGGCAUUUACACCCAUAGCGAGCAUUUUUCUAGUUUCGAUGUUAAAUCAGCUACGAAACCAUCGCAUAUCUACUCAAUCGGAGAGAGUCGGAUCCAGGAACUGUACGAAGCCAAAAAGACCGAGAUGUUCCUGCAUAAUCGUAAUUUCUUCAUGCGAGCAUACCCUGCUGGCUUCCGAAUCGAUUCCUCGAACGUCGACCCUUCCGAGUUCUGGCGCAAAGGCGUGCAGAUGGUUGCGCUGAACUGGCAGAAACUCGACGAGGGGAUGAUGCUUAACGAGGGCAUGUUCGCAGGCGAGCACGGGUGGGUGUUGAAACCUCUUGGCUACCGCAGCGAUACGACCGAGACGAUUGAGUUCCAGACCUUGGAUCUCAAAAUAACAGUUUUAGCAGGCCAGUAUAUCCCUAUCCCGGAAGACCAAGUCGUCGAGAGUUUCCAUCCUUAUGUGCGCUGUGAGCUGCAUGUUGAGAAGGAGCAGGAGGAUGGGUCGGAGCCGUUACCUGCAGAGCAUAGGAAAAGGAAAACAGGAUAUCAGAAGGGUGACCACCUGAGUUUUGGAGAGCAAGGGUCAGUGUUGCAGUUUCCAACGAUAAGGAAGGUAGUGGAAGAGUUGAGUUUUGUGAGGUGAGUUUUUACUUCUCUUAGUGAAGAUCAAUCUGAUAUAUCGAUUUUAGAUUUAAGAUCGAGGACGCACGAUACGCGAAAGAUAAUCUAGCUGCAUGGGCUUGUAUCCGGCUCGAUCGUUUACAGCAAGGAUACCGCUUUAUCUAUCUACUUGAUGCGAAGGGCCAAGCUACCCCGGGAUUGUUGCUUGUGAAAGUUGAGAAGAGGCUAGUGCCUUGUAAGCUAACAAGGAGCACGUUGCUUAUUGAUGAGAGGCCUGUGGUUAAGAAGUCUUCCUUAGUAGACGUUAGUAUAGUACCAUCGAACAAGUAAUUAAUAUCCAGUUCAGUAGGAUAGAAAAUUGCAUUUUCGUUUGGUUCCUUGUCGCUCCUGUUCUCGUUCCUUUAGCUCUCGAUUAUCAGCUUUAACACGACUUCAGCUAGAUAACGCAGUCCCCUAGUUCUGUCUGACUCUGACCUAAUAUCCCUAGGACAGACUCCCUUGUUGUCGAUACUUACUAACGAGUUCAUAGGUCUCUACAAAUGAGGGUACGGGCCCGUUACGUCAACGCGGAUGGAUCGUUCGUUGAUGGGCUACUUCAAAGGGGACAACAUAGUACCCCAGAACGACAAUUUAUAGCACUUUACUGUUACCUCUAGUGGGAGC
This is a messenger RNA of Cadophora gregata, 2718 nucleotides long. RefSeq lists its product as uncharacterized. NCBI's taxonomy places the organism in Eukaryota, Fungi, Ascomycota, Leotiomycetes, Helotiales, Ploettnerulaceae. The transcript has 2 exons. Gene Ontology annotation, molecular function: phosphatidylinositol-4,5-bisphosphate phospholipase C activity. The record is from RefSeq and is a predicted model, not a curated record. The coding region runs from base 194 to 2077 and encodes 627 amino acids. Gene Ontology annotation, biological process: lipid metabolic process; phosphatidylinositol-mediated signaling.